CGACGGCAGCCAGCUACCCGGCCCAGGCCGGGUGGGCACUUGCCAGCAUUUAGCGUCCUGUCUCUCGUUUGUAGUUUCAGCAGUAUCUGUAGCGGAGUCCAAGGGGAACAGUCAUUGCCUAUCGGGGCAGGAAUAUGAUGGGUGAGAAGUGUCAAACCAAAUUCUCUUGGUUUGGAAACAGAAGGAGAAAAUCUAAAAACGAGGAUGUCAGGAAAAUGUCCGCUCUCAAGGCGCGCUGUGGUCUCCCCGAGCCCCGCCCCCUGGGCUCUGGCUCGUGGGGUCGGAUCCUCUUACGGUGGGGCCCGAUCCUCUUACGGUGGGGCCCAGCUCGGUAGCCCUUGGAAAUAGGUGAAAGGGCAGGGGCGUGGCUCGCGGGGCGUCACCCACUCUCUUGAACUGUUGGUGACUGUGGGCAGCCGUUCAGCGUCCCCCAGACCAGAAGUCCGCGCCGUCGAGGACCCAGCCGCCACCAUGGCUCUGCUCCGAGGUGUGUUUGUCAUUGCUGCUAAGCGAACGCCCUUUGGAGCUUACGGAGGUCUUCUGAAAGACUUUACUGCUACCGACUUGUCUGAAUUUGCUGCCAAGGCUGCCUUGUCUGCUGGCAAAGUCUCACCUGAAACUGUUGACAGUGUGAUUAUAGGCAAUGUCUUGCAGAGUUCUUCAGAUGCUCCGUAUUUGGCAAGGCAUGUUGGUUUACGUGUGGGAAUCCCAAAGGAGAUCCCAGCUCUCACAAUUAAUAGGCUUUGUGGUUCUGGGUUUCAGUCCAUUGUGAAUGGAUGUCAGGAAAUUUGUGUGAAAGAAGCUGAAGUUGUUUUAUGUGGAGGAACUGAAAGCAUGAGCCAAGCUCCCUACUGUGUCAGAAGUGUGCGUUUUGGAACCAAGCUUGGAUCAGAUACCAAGCUGGAAGAUUAUUUGUGGGUGGUAUUAACAGAUCAGCAUAUAAAACUCCCCAUGGCAAUUACUGCAGAGAAUCUUGCUGUGAAAUACAAAAUAAGCAGAGAAGAAUGUGACAAAUAUGCUCUGCAGUCGCAGCAGAGAUGGAAAGCUGCUAAUGAUUCUGGCUGCUUUAAUAAUGAAAUGGCACCAAUUGAAGUAAAGACAAAGAAAGGAAAACAGACAAUGGAGGUAGAUGAGCAUGCUCGGCCCCAAACAACCCUGGAGCAGUUACAGAAACUUCCUCCAGUCUUCAAGAAGGAUGGAACUGUCACUGCAGGGAAUGCAUCGGGGAUAGCUGAUGGUGCUGGAGCUGUUAUCAUAGCUAGUGAAGAUGCUGUUAAGAAACAUAACUUCAUACCACUGGCAAGAAUUGUGGGCUACUUCGUAGCUGGAUGUGAUCCCUCUAUCAUGGGUAUUGGUCCCGUCCCUGCUAUCAAUGGGGCACUGAAGAAAGCAGGACUGAGUCUUAAGGACAUGGAUUUGGUAGAGGUGAAUGAAGCUUUUGCUCCCCAGUACUUGGCUGUUGAGAAGAGUUUGGAUCUUGAUCCAAGUAAAACCAAUGUGAAUGGAGGAGCCAUUGCUUCGGGUCACCCACUGGGAGGAUCUGGAUCAAGAAUUACUGCACACCUGGUUCAUGAAUUAAGGCGUCGAGGUGGAAAGUAUGCCAUUGGAUCAGCUUGCAUUGGAGGUGGCCAAGGUAUCGCUGUCAUCAUUCAGAACACAGCCUAAAGAGACCAGUGAGCUCACUCUGACCCACUGUUACUCUACUUGGCCAGGCCACAGAAAAACAGGUGACCUUCAGAGCAGCUGCCACAACUGGCCAUGCCCUGCCAUUGAAACAGUGAUCAAGUUUCACGCCAUGGUGACACAAAAAUGCAUUUAUCUUGAAUAAGAGCCCACGCUACAAGUACGUUCUCUCAGAUUUGUACUAGUGAAAUAUGUAUUUCUGAACUAAAAUUCAACUAUAGAAGACAUUAAAAGAAAGUGUAUUCUUGCCAAGUAACCACUACUUCUGCCUUAGAUAAUAUGAUUAUAAGGAAAUUAAAUAAAUGUUGCCUUAACUUCA
This is a messenger RNA of Sapajus apella (tufted capuchin), 2002 nucleotides long. It is a transcript of the gene ACAA2, whose product is annotated as acetyl-CoA acyltransferase 2. NCBI's taxonomy places the organism in Eukaryota, Metazoa, Chordata, Mammalia, Primates, Cebidae. Gene Ontology annotation, molecular function: acetyl-CoA C-acetyltransferase activity. The record is from RefSeq and is a predicted model, not a curated record. Gene Ontology annotation, biological process: fatty acid beta-oxidation. The transcript is spliced from 10 exons. Bases 472 to 1665 code for a protein of 397 amino acids.